This is a messenger RNA of Eucalyptus grandis, 2129 nucleotides long. Its product is annotated as lipase-like PAD4. The transcript has 4 exons. The coding region runs from base 429 to 2114 and encodes 561 amino acids. Gene Ontology annotation, biological process: lipid metabolic process. Lineage: Eukaryota; Viridiplantae; Streptophyta; Magnoliopsida; Myrtales; Myrtaceae. The record is from RefSeq and is a predicted model, not a curated record.
GUGAGAUCCUGUCAAUCCCUUUUCCGCGCCGUAUAUCCACGGAGCCAUCGCGGCACCGAGCAGCCCCUGCGAUCCUUCCGCGUCGGUUCGCCCGCCCGCCAUCCCCCUCAUAUAUAAAAAUGCACUCGACUCUCACUCUCGAAGCAAUCCACUUCCCAUUCAGACAUUUUCACAAACAAGUCCAAGGCCAGGAACCGAAAGCCUCGAGCGCUCUCCAUGGAGGCCGAGUCGUCGCCGUUCGAGAGCAGCGAGUGCUGGCGACUUUCUUGGCGUCGACGCCCUUCUUGUAGGCGUCGUGGAGGCUGUGCAGCUCCGUGAACCCCGCCGAUCCGAGGAUCUUCGUGGCGGACCGACGCGGCGAGGUAGGGUACCUGGCGUUCUCCGGCUUCCAGGCGAUCGACGGGUCGGAGCCGAGCUGCGGGACCCUGAUGGUGCUGGGCGAGUUUGGAUGCGAGCAUCUGUUCUCGCCGUUGGAGUGCGACGGCGAGGGGACGGUCAAGGUGGACGCCGGAUUCCUCCGUCUCUUACUGGAAUUUUACCAGCGACAGGAUUUCCAAAAUCGGAUUCAGGAAUUUCUAGCAAAAGUUAAGAUGAUUAUCCUCAUAGGCCAUUCCUUUGGAGCAACAACUGCCUCUCUCACUGCUCUUUGGUUCCUCUCCCAUCUCCAGCCUGUCGCUUCUCCCAUCUCUGUCCUCUGCCUCACCUUCAGCACUCCCUUGCUCGGCAACGAGUCCCUUUACCGAGCCAUUCUCCGAAACAGAUGGGGUGGGAGCUUCUGUAACGUUGUCUCAAAGCUCGAUGUAGUGCCGAAACUGUUCUUCGCUCCACUAACGUCCUUGACUCCUCAACUGCACCUGCUGCUUCAGUUUUGGCAAGACAUUACAACUUCACCCAGUUUAGAACAGCUUGUUGGAGAACUGCGAAAACAAAAUUUCGAUGAGUUCUUCAGCAACAUCAAGGAUUGUGUGAAAGACGUCGCACAAUCAGAAGAAGAGGGGAGGAACAAUUUGUUUUGGCCAUUGGGAAGCUACCUACUCUUUUCAGAAGAGGGAGCAAUCUGUCUGGAUAAUGCAACGUCUGUUGUUAAGAUGAUGCAUUUGAUGCUCGAGAUAGUCUCUUCAGCUUCCAGUUUUGAGGAUCAUCUGAAGUAUAGUUAUUAUACGAGACUAUUUUCUUCACAAUUCCUGGAAAGGAUAAACGUCAAUUGCCUCUCCGAGUCAAGCCAGAAAGCUAAUGUCUUCUUGGCAUUACAAUCCUCAGGAAUAGAUCCACAGGAUGACAAUAUUUCAAAACCAGCUAAAGAUUGCCUGCAGAUGGCUCGGCACAUGGGACGUGCGCCGAACCUGAACAAUGCUUAUCUAGCUAUCAAACUAUCUGAGAUAACACCCUGCAGGGCACAACUUGAGUGGUACAAGGCACACUGCGAUGAGUCCGUGGAUCAACGUGGGUAUUAUGACACAUUCAGGGAAUUUGCAGCAUCCAGGAGGGAGUCCACAAUCGACAUGAACCUGUUCAGACUCGGCGCAUUCUGGGAUAGGGUCAUAGGCAUGGCAGCACGGAAUGAACUCUCGCACGAUUUCCACCGCAGGUCCAAGUGGAUCCAUGCGCCCCAUUCCUACAUGCUCCUCGCCGAGCCAUUGGAAAUUGCACGCUAUUACCGUCAUGGCAUGCACACAAAGAAGGGACAUUACAUCAAGCACGGAAGGAAUAGGAGGUUCCAGAUUUUGGAAAGAUGGUGGAAUCGGAAGGUGGCUGUUGCGGCGCAAGAACCACAACAAAAUAACAACAAAAGGAGUAGGAGCAGGUACGCAAGCUUUACUCAAGAUUCUUUGUUUUGGGCAAGGGUGGAGGAAGCUAAAGACUGGCUCAAGGACGUGGAAGAGGAACAGGACCUGAAUAAGUUGAAACCGCUUCUGGAGAACAUGAACGGUUUCGAGACGUAUGCAGAGGAGCUAAUUAAGAACAAGGAGGUCUCCAAAGAUGUUGUGCUUAAGAACUCAAGUUACACAUUAUGGUUUGAGAAAUGGAAAGAUUUGAAGUCGAAGCUCUUGCAGCAACCUUCUACUCCUGUUCUGAAUGGAAUGGAUUGUGAUGACAAAGAGAUCUACAGAUAGUGACACUAAUAGUCU